Oncorhynchus keta (chum salmon) is the source of this 1629-nucleotide messenger RNA. RefSeq lists its product as uncharacterized. NCBI's taxonomy places the organism in Eukaryota, Metazoa, Chordata, Actinopteri, Salmoniformes, Salmonidae. Gene Ontology annotation, molecular function: cytokine activity; hormone activity. The transcript has 5 exons. The record is from RefSeq and is a predicted model, not a curated record. Gene Ontology annotation, cellular component: extracellular region. The coding region runs from base 429 to 956 and encodes 175 amino acids. Gene Ontology annotation, biological process: cell population proliferation.
UAAAACAUUAACUCCGGUAGGAGUAGGUAGCCUAGUCAACAUAUUAUCUUCUUAACGUUAUAUGACAUUUAUGUUAAUAAGUCAUUGUCAUAGAACGAGAGAGAGCAAGCGAGGGAAAGAGAAAUUUAAUUAACGACAGGGGACAGAUGAAAGAAGAACAGCAGUUCGGUGAUAUUCGUUCACGUGACCCUUUGGAUUAUAGAAACAGGAAAAUUCAGCGCGCGCUGUGAUUUGAUAAUGCGCGUUCUUCACGCUAUGAAGGAUGAUAACGUGGAAAAUUAAAGGGCGCGAGGACUAUAGAGGGGACACAACGCACUUCAGAUGUGCAGAAAGUAAUUCGGAGUGGUUUUAUUACCGACUGAAGACAGUAAACAUUACGUUUUUUUAAUGGACCACAUUAAUGGACAUCAGACGCAGCCGAGAGGGGCAUGGCGUUAAGCAGACUUCUGCUGCUGUGCAUGGUAGCCUCUGAGGUGUGGAAUGCUGAAACCAGGCCCAUAGACUUUGUGUGUGACAGAGAGUCCAGGAGGGACAUGAACACUGUGGCAGAGAUGGCGGCUGCUCUGGCUGAUUGUGACGCCUUGAAGAUGCUCCCGUCCCCCAUUCAGCUCCCCUGCAUCAAGGUUCACAAGGCUUCCUGGGAAAGGAAAUCAGCCCAGGAGAAGAAGGGGGACAUAGCUGCAACUCUGAGGGCUUUGUCUAGGAGUGUGAGUGUGGUUAAGACUCUGAGCCAGCCUGGCUGUGCCGCAACUCUGCUGGAGAGACUGGAGCACACUGUCAACAACUACCUACACAUAAUCACACACCUGGACAUCAGGGGGUCAGUGGAGAGCCCGUUGUUUUCAUGUACCGCUGAGAGUACCCACAGCCUGAGCACGGUUCUGUGGACUUUCAGCAGACUGAUCACUGGAAAGAUGGAAUGGCUUAUGGCUGACCUGACCCAUGGGUGCCCCUGAAGAGGAAGGAGGGGAGGGAGCUACUUCAGAGUAUUGAGACGCACCCAGAUAAGUGAGGAGGCUAGGGAGCUGCUGUAGAGUAUUGUCAUGCACCCAGAGAGGAGAGGCAAUGUGGAGAAGGGAGGUGCUCAGAGGGGAAAUGACAGCCUGAAAGCUGUCACUCACGAAGCAGACCUUUCUCUGGUUGGUUACACAUUAGAGACAGUAAAGACUUGUAAUGAAACAUGGAGAUACGUCACCCUCUGCUGGUCAUUAUUUGGAACGACAGCUCACUGUUUCCGGCAUUCAGCUUAGACUGACUGCAUGCUGUUUCUGCAGUAAAACCAGGACAAAAGGAAUAAAAAUGUACAUGCUACAUAUUAGAGACAAUUGACCCAAUUGAUGGCUUGCAUUUCAUGGCACCUACCAACAGAGCACUUGGAACACAUGUCAAGCAUUUGGAUGCAAUCAGUCCACUCUUAGUAUUUUUUAUUUAUUGUUCACUGUACAUUACAUUAGUUUUAUAACUGUAUUUUUUUUAUUAAUUCAUUAAUCAGGCUAUAUAAAUAUGGUUAUAUUUGUAUGUCAUUAUUACAAUUAAAUCCUCAAAGGAAAUUGUAACUGUCCUCAAAAUGUCAAAUUAUACACGUUAUAAUUAAACUUUUCUGAAAGUAAUACAAAUAUUGUCUGAAAC